AAGACUAAUGGUUGAGAGUUAAUUGUGUGGAAAGUAGUUGACACAAUAUUUGCACUCUUCCUCUCAUUCUCUUCACCAAAGACUCAUUCUCUUCUUCUUGCCAAUCAAUUCCAAUGGCGGAUACAAUAAGCGACUUACCAGAUUCAAUUCUGUGUCACAUUCUCUCUUUUCUUCCAACCAAACACGCCGCAACCACAAGCAUACUCUCAAAGAGAUGGAAACCGUUGUGGCUCUCAGUUCUCAAUCUCAACUUCGACGACGAAGCAUUCGAAAACUACAAAACAUUUCGCAAAUUUGUUUACUUAAUCACUUUCUCAUUGCGAGACAAAACGCUUCCAAUCCAUUCCUUUCGCUUCAAAUGUAGUGCCUAUAAUAGCUUCCAACCAAACGAUUUCAAUCCAAUUUUCAACUUUGUGAUGCAACGAGGACUCAGAAAUCUUAACCUCAUCAUGUUCCAUCGUAUCAAAUUACCUACUUGCAUUUUCAGUUUUAAGACACUUGAAGAACUUAAAUUGUCCGAUGUACAAAUUGGAGAUUUUGAUCAAAGGUUUUCGGAUAUAGGAGAUUUAGAUCUAGUGGAUUUUCCUCGUGUCAAAACUCUUCAUUUAAUUAGGGUUUAUUUCAAAUCACCUAAAUAUGUUGCAAAGUUUCUAUUAGGUUUUCCUAAUUUAGAAGAUUUGAAUACAGAAUUGUGUGUAUCUCGGUUGAGGAAGUCACUUCUUCCGAUUGAAAACUUGGAUGCUUUGCCUAAUUUGGUUAAAGCAAGGAUUUGUGAUUCGUAUACUCCAAUGUGUUUGGUUUGUAACGCAAAGAUUUUGCAUGUAGAAGAGUUGUUGCCUGCCUCUUGGACAAGACUUCCCUUGUUUAACAAUUUGACCCACAUGAAACUUAGUUUCAAUCCUUGGUUUUGCUAUAGGGAUUCUAUGUGGUUGCUAGAAAAACUUCAACAAAUCCCCAAACUUCAACAUAUUACUAUCAUUCAGGAUUGUAAAGAUGCUGAUAUUAUUAGUUACAAAUGUUCGGAGGAUCUAUCCACUGUUCCAGAAUGUCUUUCAUCACAUCUCAAAACAUGCUGCAUUACAGGUUUCAGAGGCUCAAAACAUGAGUUUGAAUUUGUAAAAUAUAUUAUGCAGCAUUCAAAAGUACUAGAGACCAUGACAUUUAAGAGUAUCUCCAUUCCAAAGUUCGAAUUGUUAAUGAAAUUAUCUUCAUGCACAAAAGGCUCUGCAACAUGUAAACUUUUAUUUCAAUCAGAGUUCAUAUCCCAAUUCCCUCCUACUAUUCUUGUUUUUGGUGUGCUUGUUGAUCUUACUUUUGUUUGUGUAGAUUUUGUUGCAGCAAUGUAUGUUGGAAUUGCAGGAGAGCUUGGAAAUGAAAAAAUAUGGAAUGGAGGGAGUAUAUAUAUUUCUAAUGCUGUGUGUUUUGUGCAAAUCAUGCAGUUGUUGCCUGCCUCUUGGACAAGACUUCCCUUGUUUAACAAUUUGACCCACAUGAAACUUAGUUUCAAUCCUUGGUUUUGCUAUAGGGAUUCUAUGUGGUUGCUAGAAAAACUUCAACAAAUCCCCAAACUUCAACAUAUUACUAUCAUUCAGGAUUGUAAAGAUGCUGAUAUUAUUAGUUACAAAUGUUCGGAGGAUCUAUCCACUGUUCCAGAAUGUCUUUCAUCACAUCUCAAAACAUGCUGCAUUACAGGUUUCAGAGGCUCAAAACAUGAGUUUGAAUUUGUAAAAUAUAUUAUGCAGCAUUCAAAAGUACUAGAGACCAUGACAUUUAAGAGUAUCUCCAUUCCAAAGUUCGAAUUGUUAAUGAAAUUAUCUUCAUGCACAAAAGGCUCUGCAACAUGUAAACUUUUAUUUGAUUGAUGACAACGGGUACGUCUUGUUUUUUUGAAGAAUAUGUAGUGGUUUUUCAUGAAAGAAAUAUUUUGGGAGUAAUUACUCGGUGACCAAUCCAUGUAAUGAAAGUUCUCCUUUUUAUUCUAUUAUGUGGUGUAAUCUGGUUGUUGAUUUUACGAAUGGUGGUAAAAUGCAUAACUAUGAUAUAUUUUGAGUUUUAUUUGAUUGCUUAAAACAUGAGAAUGCUUGAUUUUUUGGUUGGUUGAAGGUGUGUUUUGGAUCUUUGGUGUAUCACAAUAUUAACAUUUGAUGUAUACUAUAGCAUUGUUCAAUAGCAUUAUUUUUUAAAGAACUUGAUCAUGGAAACAAUAUUGCUUGUAAAGAAGAUUUUAAGUCUAAUUCAUAGACUUCUAUAUGUAGUCAUGAAAUAUUGAUGCAGAUUACAGUUUCUGUUUGUCAACACCAUCUAGAUUUUAAUGACUGAUCACUGCUGCAAUGAGAAUGAUAAGGGAUAAAGGAGUAGUUUACAGAGGAACUAGUUAUGGUUGGCUCCAAAAUACUUCCUACUAUCUAACUUCAAUAUACUUUUCAGCUGCUACUUACAUGCCAUGGAAAGAAUUUCAAGUUCCUAUCAUAAGUAUGUUAAGUGGUAGUAAGCUGUAAUGCAUUGAUUGAAACUUUGUAUCUUAGCCUUUGGAUUUGUAGCUUGUGUUGUACUUGAAUCUCAGCUGGUUAUUUGAAGCUGUCACAGAAUACUUCACAAUUCACAUUAUUCAGAAAAAAUAGUUGAGGUUUUUUUAUUACUCAUUGAUGUUGCAGCUAAAUAAAUCAGUUAUAUACUUUACUCCAUAUCUCCAAAAGUGUUCCUUUUCUCAUUAUAAUUGAUAUUUUACUAGUUCUUUGCUUGAUGAAGAAGCUCCUGAUACUUCAAUAUAAAUUCCUAGAUAGUUCAUAGAAGUUGAGUGCUAACUAACCUGUUGCAGCAAGUUUCAUGUUUUCUGUUGUUUGUAUUUUCCUUCAAAACAUUUCACUUUAUUUUAUGGUUGGUUCACUCUUUCACAACCCUGUCCAAGAUGAGUGAAAGUUGUUGGUUCCAUACUUUGAAAAAAUUAAAUUGAAAAGAUGGUGGUGACUGGUGGGAUUGACAACUCAUUCAUAAAACAGAAAUGGCCAAAUAUUAAAUAGAUAUAGCUAAAUUCUUAUGACUGAUGUCUGAGCUUUCUCUUGCAUGGUGAAUAGCAAUCAGAGUUCAUAUCCCAAUUCCCUCCUACUAUUCUUGUUUUUGGUGUGCUUGUUGAUCUUACUUUUGUU
Messenger RNA from Cicer arietinum (chickpea), 3146 nucleotides. Its product is annotated as F-box/FBD/LRR-repeat protein At4g26340-like. The record is from RefSeq and is a predicted model, not a curated record. Gene Ontology annotation, molecular function: protein binding. NCBI's taxonomy places the organism in Eukaryota, Viridiplantae, Streptophyta, Magnoliopsida, Fabales, Fabaceae.